This is a messenger RNA of Bufo bufo (common toad), 2314 nucleotides long. RefSeq names its product DnaJ heat shock protein family (Hsp40) member C5 gamma (gene DNAJC5G). The transcript has 6 exons. The record is from RefSeq and is a predicted model, not a curated record. Lineage: Eukaryota; Metazoa; Chordata; Amphibia; Anura; Bufonidae. The coding region runs from base 544 to 1089 and encodes 181 amino acids.
UCAAAAUGUAUAUAAAAGUUAAUAAAUAACACAAUAUUGAUAAAACAUUUUUAACCUGAAGUCAGUCCAUUUUUUUUCUGACUCCACCCAAAACUUCGACUCCAUAGCCCUGGUUGGAGCUGCUCUGUGCCCUGGGAUGAUGAGAGUUGGAGCUAUCUGGAAUGAUAAAGGUUGGAGCUAUCCUGGGAUGAUGAGGGGGUAGGGUUUGCAGGCACCUGUAUAUUGCAGUGUUGUGUACCAGGCUGUCCUGCUCCCUGCCCGGCACCUGUGUACUUUACGUAGAUAAGCUGAUUACUGCGGGUUCAGAGGUCGCGGGUCUAGUUUGUGGGCGGAUUAUCAUCAUCCUUACGGCUGAUAUCAAGCUCCAGUGAUCUGCAGGGAAAGUUUUUAUACUUCCUUUACAGCUUUGGAAUUUUUGUUGUACAGAAUUAUUAUCACAGAAAUGUGUGCCAUCACAUUAUGAUCAGGGCAUCCUGUCUGUUGGGAGCAGCCUGACACCAGCUGCUGGGUCCUGGAUGAGGAGGCUGCACAUAACGGGACACAAUGGCCGAGCCUCACAAAUUACAGAGAAAGAUGUCCCGGACAGGAACCUCCUUGUACAAGGUCCUGGGUUUGGAAAAGGGGGCGUCACAGGAUGACAUAAAGAAGGCUUACCGGAAACUGGCAUUACGGUACCAUCCAGACAAGAACCCCGACAAUCCUGAGGCUGCAGAUAAAUUCAAGGAAAUCAAUAACGCCAACACCACGCUGAGCGAUGAAAACAAGCGCAAGAUCUACGACGAGUACGGCUCCAUGGGCCUAUAUGUGGCCGAGCAGUUCGGGGAGGAAAGCGUCAAGUACUACUUCCUUAUGUCCAAGUGCUGGUUCAAGGGCCUGGUCAUCUGCUGCAGCAUCUUCACAUGUUGCUGUUGCUGCUGCUGUUGUGGUUUUUGCUGUGGUCGGUGUAAACCUUCUGAGGAAGAGGAUGAUUCUUAUAAGUGUGUGAACCCCGAGGACCUGGAGGCCCAGAUCAGGGAGGAGGACGGUGACGUAAUCAACAAGCAGCCAUGUCCAGGAGCCACCGUCUACCCCGAGAAGCAGGAUUUAUAGUGCAGUCCUUGUCCUUUGUAGAACAGCGGUUUUGGACAGGAUUUCCCUUCUUCUGACUUCUGGGGACCCCCAAUUUAGUGCUCUUCUGGAAGGAGGAGAGAGGUGGUUCUACCUGACCCAUAGCACUUUCUGCAGCAUCGCCAGUUCUUCUCCUGGAUGGACAGUCCCAUCACCCUUCUGCUUCUUCCCCCUAACCGCAAGGAGGAAGAGAUGACUUCUCACCAGGAAUGGGAAGACCAAACAUCUCUACCAAAGACUUGUCUGCCAUCCUUCCAUGAAUGAAGCACAGAACUGCUGUGACUCGGGAGCCGGUCUUAGAGCUGUGGCUUCCUAAUGGACAUUUUCCUAGUAGCCCUUUCCGUCCCACCGAUAUGUUGAGAACUUCCUGCAGACUAGCUUGAUAAGGGCUAAUGUACCAAACAAGGGGCAUGAAACGAUCCCACAUCCCUGUUCCACAAGGUGUCCCGCACCUCCUUGGAUCCAAUUCUGGCUGAAGAUUUGAGCAGUGGUUGAGGAGACCCACACGUGGCUGGGUCAUUGUUUGCAUUGAAGGGUUAUAAACGUGAUGCCAAUAACUACCGUGGAACACUGGUGGCGGAGACCCUGUCCUCAUCAUGUUCUGUGUGCAGCUGACCCCCACUACCAGCACACGACAACACUGCACACUGAAUCUGUUCUUUAAAGUAUUGGACUUUUUGUACAGGAUCUUUCUGAUGUUCGCACCUGUGUUUUUUCUUUUUUUUUUGUUUUGUUUUUUAAUCGGCACUUUUUAUGUCGCCUGCACUGGGUGGUUCAUGUCUUACCCGCUCCAGUAUUGCAAGCGAUGCAGCCGGUCAUUCCCUCCCCCAGGAUGACACUUGUGUUGUGUGGAUUCCUGGGUGGCGCGGUGUACGGGAAAACACGUCCUUCACAUUCUCAUGGAUCUGUGGUAUUAUCGUGUCCCGCACAUACGUUACGUCUCGUCUCCUUACCUUUUUAUACUCUUUCACUGUGACUGCGGCAAUCAUCGCUCGGCCGAGCCGGUGGUGAUCUCCGUUCUGUACGGAUGAUUAUAGAAAAUCUUGUGUCGACUUUGCCAAAUGUCUCAUUUUGUCACCAGCACAUGCUGUUGCCAAUGAAUCGGGUUCUUUGGCAGUCGUGCGCCGCUCUGGCUCCAGGUGGGAGAGGACCAUCUCAGUUAUCAUGAAGGUUUAAUAAAAAUGCAAGCGCCCCCUCACCCACCAGA